UUGGUAUAUUCAUUCUAACCAAACAUUGCCGCAGAAUCGCCCUGUUGGAGGACAUUCCACAAAUCCACCGCCAAUUCUCGACUUUGAAUUGAUCGACAUCCCUAACGAAUGCUCGCUCUGGAUUCAACUUUUGGAACGAGCUCCGUUCAGACUUCAGGAACGGCAUCAGUCAUGGAUUCGAAGGUACUGGCAUUUCCUAUACAAAGGAGAAUGGGAGUUUCUGGGUUCGGGUUGGGUGUUUGCGUCAUUUUCCUUGCACUCACUGCGCUCUUACUCUACAAUUCUGCCAAGAAUCCUGAAGCGGCAUCGUUGUUUCGAGGGUUUGGUGAUGGUAGUGCUAAAUUUAUUUCUUGGCCCUUCUCAUUUUCAAGCUCUGGCUCCUCUCACAACGGAUAUCAGGGCGAUCUGGACCGACAAUCGGCGGAGAAAAAUGUAUCAGGGGUUUCCGGAGAGGAAGAAUUGAAGGAGGUCAGUGGAGGAGUGGUUUUGGAGAGAACGGAUUUGGGGUAUUUCACUGACGAGGGUAUGAAUGCGAGUGUCGGUGUUGUAGAAGGAACCCUAAAAGCAAAUGAAACUGUUGGUGCCAAAAAAAGAGACUCGUCGGGUUCCAAUGAAAAAGUAGUAGUUAAUGGGGAUAGCCAUUUGGGAAACUUCUCUGAGGCGGUUAAAAAUGGAAGUUCGCUUGGUAUUGUGGAAGGAGCGGCUAAUGGGAGUCUCAGCAUUCCUGGGAAUGUAGAUAUGGAUUCAGGAAAAACUGUUGAAGGUAAACUAGUUGAUAAUUCCAGUGAUAUGUACAAUAAUGUUACAGGAAAUAAUAACAAUGGACAGCUUGAAACAUCCCCUGCUGGAGAAGAUCAGUCUUUGAGGGUGAAUAAUCAAGGAAAUUCAACUGUCCGAAUCCCCAAUUAUGAUGAUUCUCGACCUAGUAGUGUGCAUGAUGGUGCUUAUGAGACAUGUGAUAUAUUUGAUGGUAGAUGGGUGUGGGAUGAGUCAAAGCCAUAUUAUCCCGCUGGUUCUUGUCCUCACAUUGAUAGAGAUUUUGAUUGUCACAUAAAUGGCAGGCCAGAUGGUGGAUAUAUGAAAUGGAGUUGGAAGCCAAAUGGGUGUGAUAUCCCAAGACUGAAUGCAAGUGAUUUUCUCGAGAGAUUAAGAGGAAAGAGGCUGGUUUUUGUGGGGGACUCAUUGAAUAGGAACAUGUGGGAGUCGCUGGUGUGCAUCCUCCGCCAUAGUAUCCAAAACAAGAAAAGAGUUCAUGAGAUUUCUGGGAGAAGAGAAUUUAAAAAGAAGGGUAUCUACGCUUUCAGAUUUGAGGACUAUAAUUGUUCCGUAGAUUUUGUGGUUGCUCCAUUUCUGGUCCGAGAGUCUGUCUUUCGAGACAGAAAUGGAUCGUUUGAGACACUUAGAUUGGAUUUGAUGGACCCAACAACUUCUAAGUACCAUGAUGCUGAAUAUAUUGUCUUCAAUACAGGCCACUGGUGGACGCAUGAAAAAACUUCUAGAGGGGAAAACUACUACCAAGAAGGUAACUUUGUUCACCCUAGACUUAAGGUACUAGAAGCAUAUAAGAGGGCACUCACUACGUGGGCCACAUGGGUUGACAGGAAUAUCGAUAGCAAUAGAACUCAGGUUUUCUUCAGAGGAUAUUCGGUGACGCAUUUCAGAGGGGGGCAAUGGAACUCAGGAGGACAAUGCCACAAGGAAACCGAACCAAUUUUUAAUGAAUCUUACCUAGCUAAGUACCCUUCAAAAAUGAGAGCCUUAGAACACACACUUCGAAAAAUGAAAACUCCUGUUGUAUAUCUCAACAUAAGUCGGCUUACCGACUACAGAAAAGAUGGCCAUCCAUCUAUUUACCGAAUGAAAUACCAGAGAGUUGAAGAGCAAAUUGCUGCUGAAAGACAUCAAGAUUGCAGUCAUUGGUGCAUACCUGGGGUACCGGAUGCUUGGAAUGAGUUGCUGUAUGCUACUGUCUUGAAGGUUAGGAGAUCUUGAAUCAUCAAUCUGAGCGAGGUUUUACGCGAAUGACAUUUACUUGGUGAUUGAUUCAUUUUUCUUUUUCAUUUCUUUCUGAGAAGUUUGAGUGUAUUCUAAGAUUCUGAUUAGGGUCAAUGGUGUGAUGCUGAAAUUGAUCAGCGAGUAUAGCAAGCUCAGUUUCUGUAAAGAGGGCAGCCAUUAUGUAUAUCAGGUGUCAAGCGGACGACAAUGAAACUGUACAAUGUACUUGUAUAUCAUUGAUAAAUGAUAAAUUUUUCUGCAAUUGCAAUUAAAGUACUAAAAAUUGUA
Tripterygium wilfordii is the source of this 2283-nucleotide messenger RNA. RefSeq names its product protein trichome birefringence-like 2. Gene Ontology annotation, cellular component: Golgi apparatus. Bases 109 to 1992 code for a protein of 627 amino acids. Gene Ontology annotation, molecular function: O-acetyltransferase activity. The transcript has 5 exons. NCBI's taxonomy places the organism in Eukaryota, Viridiplantae, Streptophyta, Magnoliopsida, Celastrales, Celastraceae. The record is from RefSeq and is a predicted model, not a curated record.